GAGGCAGCCCCAGCCAUAGAGAGACCGAGAGCUCCCAGAGAAGCCGGACUCCGCCAUCUUCACGUUGCAAUCUAUAGCUCCCAGUCCGCGCCCGCACCGACCCAGGCGCGCUGGGCAAGCCGACCCUCAGCCCCGCUCCCCCCGGGCCGCGGCGCCAGGGGAGCGCAGGGGAGCGCUCGUGGGGACCCGGCAGCCCCUCCGGCCGGCGCCAGCCUGCCAGGUGAACUGGGAAGGAACCGCUCCUGGAGUCCCCCAGAGCCUCAGAAGGGUCAGUCUCCGAGAAAAAAAAAAAAAAACAACAAAAAAAACCAGGCAGCCCUCAGAAAACCCAGAAACAACCGAAUCGGGGCAGUUUUACAUUGCUUUGGGUUUUUUGAGGGGGCGGGGUGAGGGGGGUACGAGACAAGUCCCCAAGUUUUCUUUGCUUUUUUUUUCUCCUUUUUCUUUUAUUAUUAUUAUUAUUAUUUUUAUUUCUUUGCAAUUUUUUUUCCCUCUUUUCCCCCCUCCUGGUAGAAGUGCGCUUUCCAUCUACCAGCCCCCGAAAGUGUCAGGAGCCGGUGCGAAAUCCGGUUUAAGUUCAAGAAGACAUUUGGAAGUCCAAGAGGCCAAGCAGUUUGAAGAAGUGCAAGCGAUUUUUUUUUCCUUCAAAAGAAUAUAUUUUUAAAGAAACCAGCCAGUCGGCGGCAAGCAACAGCAGUUUGAUUUUUUCCUCGUCUAUUUUAAACCGAGAGGUUUUUCUUUUCUUCUUCUUCUUCUCUGUGCAAACAAAACAAAAAGCAGUAUAGAAGAAAGAGCAAAAUAAAGAAGAAGAGGAGGAAGAGAGGGCAAGAGAGGAAGGGGAAAAAAAAAACACACACACAACACCAACCCGGGCAGAGGCGGCGGCGCGGCGGCGGCAGAAGCGCGGCGGCAGCGGCGGCGGCUGGAACCCCCUCCCCCGGCUCCCCUCAUCGGUGCAGCUCUCCGGGCGAUGCCAGAAUAGAUGCCGGGGCAAUGUCCCGCCGCAAACAGGGCAACCCGCAGCACUUGUCCCAGAGGGAGCUCAUCACCCAGGCUGAGCAUGUGGAGGCCGCCAUCCUCGAGGAAGAUGAGGGUCUGGAGAUAGAGGAGCCGAGUGGCCUGGGGCUGAUGGUGGGUGGCCCUGACCCUGACCUGCUCACCUGUGGACAGUGUCAGAUGAACUUCCCCCUGGGGGACAUCCUGGUUUUUAUAGAGCACAAGAAGAAGCACUGUGGUGGCGGCCUGGGUGCCUGCUACCAGAAGGGCCUGGAUAAGUGCAGCCCGCCGCCCCCCUUGCGCUCCGAGCUCAGGAAAGUGUCCGAGCCGGUGGAGAUUGGGAUCCAGGUGACCCCCGAUGAAGACGACCGCCUGCUCUCACCCACGAAAGGCAUCUGCCCCAAGCAGGAGAACAUGGCAGGGCCAUGCAGGCCUGCCCAGCUGCCAGCGAUGGCCCCCAUAGCUGCCUCCUCCCACCCUCACACAUCUGUGAUCACGCCGCCUCUGCGCGCGCUGGGCUCUUUCCCGCCCUGCUUGUCCUUGCCGUGCUGCGGUGCGCGCCCGGCCUCAGGCCCCGGGCCUCAGGGUGAGGGUGAGACGGAGGCUCCGGCCCCCUUUGGAUGCCAGUGUCAGUUGUCAGGUAAAGAUGAGCCUUCCAGCUACAUUUGCACAACAUGCAAGCAGCCCUUCACCAGCGCGUGGUUCCUGCUGCAGCACGCGCAGAACACACACGGCUUCCGCAUCUACCUGGAGCCGGGCCCGGCCAGCAGCUCGCUCACGCCGCGGCUCACCAUCCCGCCGCCGCUCGGGCCCGAGGCUGUGGCCCAGUCGCCGCUCAUGAAUUUCCUGGGCGACAGCAACCCCUUCAACCUGCUGCGCAUGACGGGCCCGCUUCUGCGGGAGCACCCGGGCUUCGGCGAGGGCCGCCUGCCGGGCACGCCGCCGCUCUUCAGCCCGCCGCCGCGCCACCACCUGGACCCGCACCGCCUCAGUGCCGAGGAGAUGGGGCUCGUCGCCCAGCACCCCAGUGCCUUUGACCGAGUCAUGCGCCUGAACCCCAUGGCCAUCGACUCGCCCACCAUGGACUUCUCGCGGAGGCUCCGCGAGCUGGCGGGCAACAGCUCCACGCCGCCGCCCGUGUCGCCGGGCCGCGGCAAUCCUAUGCACCGGCUCCUGAACCCCUUCCAGCCCAGCCCCAAGUCCCCGUUCCUGAGCACGCCGCCGCUGCCGCCCAUGCCCCCUGGCAGCACGCCGCCGCCGCAGCCGCCGGCCAAGAGCAAGUCGUGCGAGUUCUGCGGCAAGACCUUCAAGUUCCAGAGCAAUCUCAUCGUGCACCGGCGCAGCCACACGGGCGAGAAGCCCUACAAGUGCCAGCUGUGCGACCACGCGUGCUCGCAGGCGAGCAAGCUCAAGCGCCACAUGAAGACGCACAUGCACAAGGCCGGCUCGCUGGCCGGCCGCUCCGACGACGGCCUCUCGGCCGCCAGCUCCCCGGAGCCCGGCACCAGCGAGCUGGCCGCCGAGGGCCUCAAGGCGGCCGACGGCGACUUCCGCCACGAGAGCGACCCGUCGCUGGGCCACGAGCCCGAGGAGGACGACGAGGAGGAGGAAGAGGAGGAGGAGGAGCUGCUGCUGGAGAACGAGAGCCGGCCCGAGUCGAGCUUCAGCAUGGACUCGGAGCUGAGCCGCAACCGCGAGAACGGCGGCGGUGUGGGCGGCGUCGGCGGCGUCGGGGUGGGCGCGGCCAAGGCGCUGGCGGAGGAGAAGGCGCUGGUGCUGGGCAAGGUCAUGGAGAACGUGGGCCUGGGCGCCCUGCCGCCCUACGGCGAGCUGCUGGCCGACAAGCCCAAGCGCGGCGCCUUCCUGAAGCGCGCGGGCGGCGACGCGGGCGACGAGGACGACGCGGGCGGCUGCGGCGACGCGGGCGCGGGCGGCGCGGUCAACGGGCGCGGGGGCUUCGCGCCGGGCGCCGAGCCCUUCCCGGGCCUCUUCCCGCGCAAGCCGGCGCCGCUGCCCAGCCCGGGCCUCAACAGCGCCGCGAAGCGCAUCAAGGUGGAGAAGGACCUGGAGCUGCCGCCCGCCGCGCUCAUCCCGUCCGAGAACGUGUACUCGCAGUGGCUCGUGGGCUACGCGGCGUCGCGGCACUUCAUGAAGGACCCCUUCCUGGGCUUCACGGACGCGCGCCAGUCGCCCUUCGCCACGUCGUCCGAGCACUCGUCCGAGAACGGCAGCCUGCGCUUCUCCACGCCGCCCGGGGACCUGCUGGACGGCGGCCUGUCGGGGCGCAGCGGCACGGCCAGCGGGGGCAGCACGCCGCACCUGGGCGGCCCCGGGCCCGGGCGGCCCAGCUCCAAGGAGGGCCGCCGCAGCGACACGUGCGAGUACUGCGGCAAGGUGUUCAAGAACUGCAGCAACCUCACGGUGCACCGGCGGAGCCACACCGGCGAGCGGCCUUACAAGUGCGAGCUGUGCAACUACGCGUGCGCGCAGAGCAGCAAGCUCACGCGCCACAUGAAGACGCACGGGCAGAUCGGCAAGGAGGUGUACCGCUGCGACAUCUGCCAGAUGCCCUUCAGCGUCUACAGCACCCUGGAGAAACACAUGAAAAAGUGGCACGGCGAGCACUUGCUGACUAACGACGUCAAAAUCGAGCAGGCCGAGCGCAGCUAAGGCGCCGCUGCCGUCGCCGUCGCGGGGCUGGCGCGGGCACGGGCGAGCCCGUCCCUGUACAGUGGAACCGUUGCCAAGCGCGAGAGAAGGCUGAGCUGACUGGCCGCCGUGUCACCGCCCCUGAGCACCCCGCGGGGCCCCCCGGGGCCCGGGGGAGGCGGCCCUGCAUCCUGACCUGUGUCCCUCGAAGUCCUAGGGAAACCCCGAGGAUUGUUUAAGGCAGUAAAACAUUGUGGAGCCUUUUAACUGUGCAAUAAUUUCUGUAUUUAUUGGGUUUUGUAAUUUUUGGGGGCAUGUGCAGGUACUUUUUAUUAUUAUUCUUUCAGUUUGAAUUCCUUUAAAAGAUUUUGUUGGGGAUCCAUCCCUUCUUCAUUGUGUUUUUUUUUUUUUUUUUUUUUGGUUAUGUUUUGUUUUGUUUUGUUUUUUUAAGCCCUGUAGUAGCCUGAGAUAACUUGCAAUGUAGAGGGGAAACUUAUCUUUUUAAAUUAUAAUUUGGGGGCGGGGCGGGGCGCUGCUUUUUUGAAAUUUAAGCUAAGCAUGUGUAAUUUUUUGUGAAGAAGCCAACACCUCCAAUGACUUUUAAAGUAGUUGAACCCUUUUUCCCCCACCUUCUUUUUCUUUUGUCCCGAAAUGGAACGUGGCAUGCAUUUGAAGCUGGGGAGGGGGUGCGGAUGUACAGCGGGUAACAAUCUUUGAAGUUGUAGCACUUUGUUUCACAAUUGGAAUGGAGAUGUAGCAAUGGGGACGUCCUGAUGCAUUUUCUGUGUUGAUGGCAACCUUCACGUGGUAGACUGACUCUUUCAGUGGGGUGCGGUGGGUGGGGGUGCUCCCUGAGCUCGGCAUCCCCACAGAAGCAGGGAGCUUCCCAGGGCCACCCCACAAAUGGCGCGAGAGCUUUCUAAACUUGGGCAUUGCCGCAGAUAACUGUCCUUUUCUUGGAAUGGUGGCAUGCCCUGGGACACUUCCUUGCUGUGUGCUGUAGAUUAGGUAAAUAAAAUGAGGUGAGGGUGCUCUUUCUGGGUAGCUGGAGUAACACAGAAAGGAAGAAACCAGUGGUGGUGUUUCAGGCUUUUUCUGACUUGACAGCUUCUCCCUCACUCACUCUGUUUUUUUGUUUUUGGUUUUAAUCCCCCCACCCGCAUACCUCCCAAGUUGUAUGUUGCUGUGAGUGGUCAUUGGCCCUGUCUCAAGCAGACAAAUGCCCUGACGAUGAAUUGAGGAAGUUAGAGUUCUGUCAUUUAAUGCAUCCUGAUGACAUUGUAGGGAAGGAGGGAUGGGAUCUUAGGAAUUUCUGCUCCCUUUUACGGAAAAGCAGGGGAAGAGUUCCAUCUGAAAGUGCUCAGCGCUACUUCCCUUUUUUUUUUUUUUUAAGAAAAAAAAUUUAUCCCAUUAGGUUGGAAGGCACCAAACCCGGGACCCUUGAGGUUAGACAUUUGAAUUCUGUUGACCCGCACUUUAAACCUUUUGUUUGUAUUUGAAUUAAAUGGCUUCUAAACAAGAAAUUGCAGCAUAUUCUUCUCUUUGGCCCAGACGUGGGUUAAACUUAAAGGGACCGCUGAGAUCGAGUGUCAGCGUUGCUAAAGCGUGGCAUUCACGACGCUGGCACUAUAAAGAACAAAAUAAAAUAAUCACUUAUUGGACAGUUUUACUACUGCCAUUCAAUUUGACGUGAGUGCCUUGAAAACUGAUCUUCCUAUUUGAGUCUCUUGAGACAAAUGCAAAACCUUUUUUUUUUUUUUUGAAAUGAAAAGACUUUUUAAAAAAGUAAAACAAGAAAAGUACAUUCUUUAGAAACAAACGAGCAAAGCCACAUUUACUUUAAAUAAAUAAAUAAAUAAAUCCCGGUUGACGAUAGAGGACAUGAACUUGCCAUAUGACCCAGUCACAGGACGAAAUAAGCCCAGCACAACUUUGGACAUCCAUUAGCUGAAUUUGCCCCUUUUGUUUUUGGGACAAUGCUGCUUAGUUAUGGAGUGGAGGUGAUUUACUGCUGAAUUAAAACUCAAGUGACACAAGUUACACGUUGAUAUCGUUGAAUGAAAAAACAAUUCAGGAACAACGGCUAAUUUUUUUUCUAAAGUUACAUUUAGUGCACUCUGUCUUAAAAAUACGUUUACAGUAUUGGAUACAUACAAGGGUAAAAAAAAUUGUGUGUAUGUGUGUUGGAGCGAUCAUUUUUUUCAAAGUUUGCUUAAUAGGUUAUACAAAAAUGCCACAGUGGCUGCGUGUAUAUUGUUUUCUUUUGGUGACGGGGUUUUAGUAUAUAUUAUAUAUAUUAAAAUUUCUUGAUUACUGUAAAAGUGGACCAGUAUUUGUAACAAUCGAGAAUGCCUGGGCAUUUUACAAAACAAGAAAAAAAAAAAAAAGCCUUUUCUUUUCCUUGAAAAUGUUGCAGUAAAAUUUAAAUGGUGGGUCUAUAAAUUUGUUCUUGUCACAGUAACUGUAAAGUCGGAGUUUUAGUACAUUUUUUUCUGCCUUGGGUGUUGAAUUUUUAUUUCAAAAAAAAUGUAUAGAAACUUGUAUUUGGGGAUUAAAGGGGGAUUGCUACACCAUGUAGAAAAAGUAUGUAGAAAAAAGUGCUUAAUAUUGUUAUUGCUUUGCAGAAAAAAAAAAAAUCACAUUUC
This is a messenger RNA of Choloepus didactylus (southern two-toed sloth), 6290 nucleotides long. It is a transcript of the gene BCL11B, whose product is annotated as BAF chromatin remodeling complex subunit BCL11B. NCBI's taxonomy places the organism in Eukaryota, Metazoa, Chordata, Mammalia, Pilosa, Megalonychidae. Bases 994 to 3666 code for a protein of 890 amino acids. The record is from RefSeq and is a predicted model, not a curated record. Gene Ontology annotation, cellular component: nucleus. Gene Ontology annotation, biological process: positive regulation of transcription by RNA polymerase II. The transcript is spliced from 4 exons. Gene Ontology annotation, molecular function: DNA-binding transcription factor activity; RNA polymerase II cis-regulatory region sequence-specific DNA binding.